This is a messenger RNA of Lepus europaeus (European hare), 5262 nucleotides long. Its product is annotated as general transcription factor 3C polypeptide 1-like. Gene Ontology annotation, molecular function: DNA binding. NCBI's taxonomy places the organism in Eukaryota, Metazoa, Chordata, Mammalia, Lagomorpha, Leporidae. Bases 148 to 4671 code for a protein of 1507 amino acids. Gene Ontology annotation, cellular component: transcription factor TFIIIC complex. Gene Ontology annotation, biological process: 5S class rRNA transcription by RNA polymerase III; transcription initiation at RNA polymerase III promoter. The transcript has 28 exons. The record is from RefSeq and is a predicted model, not a curated record.
UGGAAAGUCGUGAACCUGAACCCUCUCAAGCGGCAGCCACCUGCCUUGGCGGGAGCUGCCGAGGGUGCCGCGUGCGGGAGCCGCACGGGCACCGACAACCUCCUGGACACCAGCAGCUCCUCAGAGCCCAGCUUCGGCUCGCACCACAUGGAGAAUGACACCGGCGACAUUGCCUUGAUCGAGGAGGUCCGGCUGGAAAACCCCAAGGAGAGCAGCGGUUCCCAGAAGAGUGGGAAGCAUGGCCCCGGCCAGGACAAGCCGCAUGAAACCUACCGGCUGCUGAAACGCAGGAAUCUGAUCAUAGAGGCCGUCACCAACCUGCGUCUGAUCGAGAGCUUGUUCACGAUUCAGAAGAUGAUCAUGGAUCAGGAGAAGCGGGAAGGCGUGUCCACCAAGUGCUGUAAGAAGUCCAUCGUCCGCCUGGUGCGGAACCUCUCCGAGGAGGGGCUCCUGCGGCUCUACCGGACCACGGUUAUCCACGAUGGGAUCAAGAAGAAGGUUGAUCUGGUUGUGCACCCAUCCAUGGACCAGAACGACCCUCUGGUAAGAAGUGCCAUUGAGCAGGUUCGCUUCCGGAUCUCCAACUCAAGCACAGCCAAUAGGCAAGUGGCAGACAGGAAGGACCGCUCAGCAAGGCCACCAGGCUCGGCCAAAGUUCCCCCACCCCCGCCACCCCAAGAGGAAGUGGAAGAAGAAACUCCAGUGGCAGAGGCCCCCAGCGCAUCGGGAGCCUCCCAGCUGAACACCUCCAAUAAAGUAGAGAGCGCACGCGUGAAAAAGACAGACGAAAAGAUGGGCAUCACCCAGCUGAAGAACUACAACCCCGUCAUCGUUCCAGGACUUGGCCGCUCUCUGGGGUUUCUGCCCAAGAUGCCUCGCCUGCGUGUGGUGCACAUGUUUCUGUGGUACCUGAUCUACGGGCACCCUGCCAACAAGACGGCGCACAAGCCCGGCGGCGAGAGGAGGUCCCGACGGCAGGAGUCGAGCAGGAUGAGGGCCCAGGCUGCCUCUGCAAGGCACGCGGAGGCCUCCUCGGAGGGCAGGGAGACCGUCACCUGGGAGGCCGAAGUGGAGCUCGACACGGAGACCGUGUACGUGAAUGAAGUCUCGUGGAUGCGCUACGUCCCUCCUAUCCCGGUGCACAGGGACUUCGGCUUUGGCUGGGCUCUCGUCAGCGACAUUCUCCUCUGUCUGCCCCUCUCCAUCUUCAUCCAGAUCGUGCAAGUCAGCUACAAGGUGGACAUGCUUGAGGAGUACCUGAACGACCCCCUGAAGAAGCACAUGCUGAUCCGCUUCCUCCCCAGGGCCCUCCGGCAGCAGCUCCUGUACAAGAGGCGUUACAUUUUCUCGGUGGUGGAGAGUCUUCAGAGGCUAUGCUACAUGGGACUGCUGCAGUUUGGGCCCACGGAGAAGUUUCAGGAUAAAGAUCAGGUCUUUGUUUUCUUGAAGAAGAACGCGGUCAUCGUGGACACCACCAUCUGCGACCCCCAUUACAACCUGGCGCACAGCAGCCGGCCCUUCGAGCGCCGUCACUAUGUCAUGAACUCUAUGCAGGACGUGGAGAACUACUGGUUUGACCUGCAGUGCGUCUGCCUCAAUACCCCGCUAGGUGUGGUGCGCUACCCACGCGCGCUGAAGACCAGCGGCUCGGAUCAGGGUAGUGAUGAGGAGGGCACCUUGCGGAAGGAGCAGGAGAACGCCGUGGACAAGCACAACCUGGAGCGCAAGUGUGCCUUGAUGGAGUACAGCACGGGGAGCCGCGUGGUCGUGGAUAAAGGCGUGAUCCCCGGAGACGGGCUGGGAGCCGCUGGCCUCGAUUCCAGCUUCUACGCUCACCUCAAGCGCAACUGGAUCUGGACCAGCUACAUCAUCAACAAAGCCAAAAAGGAAAACAGCGCCUCGGAGAGUGGGCUCACCGUGAGGCUGCAGACGUUCCUGACCAAGCGCCUGUUGCCGCCCAGGGCUACAGGCAGCAGCAAGCUGGGUCUCUGGGGAGAAGCAAGGAAAGGCGCGAAGCUCUCCGCCGAUCGCGAUGAGCAGUGCGAGGUGGCCUGGGAAACGCUGGACAGGAACUGGCGAGUGAGGGGCGGCAAGAGCCAGAAGCGGAAACGGCUGAAGACGGACCCGGGCAAGACCAGGAAAAGCAACAAAGAAGAGCCCCCAGAGGAAAAGAGCAAGCGGCUGCGCUACCACGACGAAGCAGACCAGAGCGCCCUGCAGAGGAUGACCCAGCUGCGCGUCACCUGGUCCACGCACGAAGACCGGCUCAUCAUGCUGUGCCGCAUAGCCAGCAACAUCCUCAACACCAAGGUGAGCGGCCUGUUUGUCCCCUGGCAAGUCGUGCGUGACAUUUUGCAUGCUACCUUCGAAGAGUCCUUGGAUAAAACAUCUCACUCGGUUGGAAGAAGAGCUCGCUACAUUGUCAAAAAUCCACAGACCUAUCUGAACUACAAGGUGUGCCUCGCUGAGGUGUACCAGGACAAAGCCCUCGUCGGAGAUUUCAUGAAUCGAAAGCGUGACUAUGAAGACCCAAAGGUUUGUGCCAGUGAGUUUAAGGAAUUUGUGGAGAAGCUGAAAGAGAAGUUCAGUUCCAACCUGAAGAGCCCUGGCCUUGAGAUCCCAGACACGCUGCAGGAGCUGUUUGCCAGAUACCGAGUUUUGGCCAUCGGAGAUGAAAGAGAUCAGGUCAGGAAAGAAGACCAACUUCACAGCUUGGACGACAUCCACUUCCUGGUGCUGCAGAACUUGAUCCAGAGCACACUGGCCCUAUCGGACAGCCAGAUGAAGUCCUGCCAGUCCUUCCAGACCUUCCGCCUGUACCAGGAGUACAAGGACCAAAUCCUCGUGAAGGCCUUCCUGGAGUGCCAGAAGAGGAGCCUGGUCAACCGGCGCCGGGUCAGCCACACACAGGGCCCCAAGAAAAACCGGGCCUUGCCCUUCGUGCCCAUGUCCUACCAGCUGUCUCAGACCUACUACAGGAUUUUCACUUGGCGGUUCCCAAGCACCAUCUGCUCCGAGUCGUUCCAGUUCUUGGACCGCCUCCGGGCUGCCGGCAGGGUGGACCGGCCCAACAGCUUCUCCUUCCGGGACCAGGAUAGCGGCAGCGAGUCCGCGGGCGACAUGGUGGCCUUCUCCUUGGACGGCCCUGGUGGACACUGCGUGGCCAUCCUCACACUCUUCUCUCUGGGCCUCAUCUCUGUGGACGUCAGGAUCCCCGAGCAGAUCGUGGUGGUGGACAGCUUGAUGGUGGAGAACGAGGUCAUGAAGAGCCUGGGGAAGGAAGGGAGCUCUGACAAGGACGGGGGCCUGGACGACGACGAGGACGAGGAGGAAGACUUGGACGAAGGCGCAGGGGGCAAACGCCGCAGCUUCGAGGUGAAAGCCCGCCAGGCCUCCCACACCAACUACCUGCUGAUGCGGGGCUACUACGCGCCCGGCCUCAGCAUGCGCGGCCUCAGCCCCAACGACAGCAUCGUGGUCAAUUCCUGCCACAUGAAGUUCCGGCUGCGCCGCUCGCCAGCACCCAUCCACCUGCAGCCCCCCACCUCUUCUCUGGAAGAGCUUUCCAUGGGGGGCUCCUGCCUGCCCGCCUCGUUCACCAGGCUGAUAGACCCCCAGGAAAGCAGCGGCAGCCUGGAAGAGCUCACCCGCCAGGUGGAGCUGUCUGGGUAUACACCUGCAGACGUGGCUGCCGCCUUGGAGAUCUGGGGAGCCGUGGCAGCCGCUGGCUGCUUUGGGGUUGACAGGCAGGAGCUAGGCAGACGGUUCUGCGCCUUGGAGAAGCCGGCGGGGGAGCGCACCAGGACGUUCCCGGACUACGUGCAGGACCUCUUGGAGCAGAACCAGGUGCUAGAAGUCGGUGGAAACACCGUUCGCCUGGUGACCAUGGCCUCUGCCAAGCCCUGGCUCCUGCACUUGGUGCAGCCGAAGGGCCGAGAGGGGGAUACCGACGUCCCAAGAGAAGAUGCCCAAGGCAGACCCCAGGAGGGGGCCUCCAGCAAGGAUGGUGCCCCCGAGAGGCAGGUAACCCCUGCCCAGGGCACCCAGAGCACCAAGAGGCGUGCCAGCUGGACCAUGCAGAGCGAGGCUGGCACCGAGUGCUCUGAGAAGCCCCCCGCCAAGAGGCCUGCCCUCCAGGACGUGCGCUUGACCCCUGACCUCAGGCCUGGGCCAGAAAAGAUGGAAAUGCAGGCUACAGCUCCUGAAGACAAAGGGAGCUCCAUGGCCAGCAGCUGUUUGCAGGCAGCCCGGGAAAGGGACUGCGAGCGCAUCUGCUUCGUGAGCCGCCCGUGGCGCGUGGUAGACGGGCAGCUGAACACGCCCGUGUGCAAGGGCAUGAUGGAGGCCCUGCUGUACCACAUCAUGAGCAAGCCGGGCAUCCCCGAGAGCUGCCUGAUGCAGCACUACCAGGGCGUCCUGCAGCCCGUGGCCGUGCUCGAGCUGCUGCAGGGCCUGGAGUUCCUGGGUUGCAUCCGGAAACGCUUCCUGGGGAAGCCCCCAGCUGUCUCGCUCUUCUCGGAGCCCAAGGUGGACGGAGAGGAGCACGCGGAGGUGCCCCCCAGCCUCAGCGAGCGCCCCACGGCCUUCUACGAGCCCACACUGGAGUGCACCUUCCGGCUGGGCUGCGUGUUCCCCCCCGAGGUCAACUGGAACAAGUGGAUCCACCUGUAGGGCGCCGGCGGCUGGCCCCUCCCCUCCGGCCCCACCGGUGCCUGAGACACACAGGAGCCGGCAGCUCUCCAUGGGGCUGGAGCUCUGGGAAGAGGGGCCCACGGCCCGCCUGCCCCUGGGAACCUGCUCCAUCACACCAUGAGUUUGCUGCUGUCCCAGCGCGGUGCAGCCUGGUGGUCCCGCCGCUGUCUCCUCGCCUCGGCCAUGGCUGCAGCCGAGAGUCCGUGUUGGGCUCAGGCUGAGGCUGAGGUACCCGGGAGGGGGUCUGCCAGAGCUUCUGGUGACGUCAUUGUCGGCAGCCUUGGGCGGUGGGGCUGGGAGUUCGGGGCUCACAGGGCUUGCCCCGUGGUGGCCAGCUCACAUUCCAGACUGUCACCGUGGCAGCAUCUGCCUGAGGUCCCCCAGGCAGCUGCCCCCGGCUCCUGCGGGCACCCCUGCCUCCCACCCGCCUGGCCACACACGGAGGGGAUGGGGGUGGGGGUAGGGUCCCUGUAGUUCUGUUUCAUUUCAUUUUGUUCUUUUUUGCCUCUUUCCUCAUUUAAAAGGGUGGUCCUCCUGGCAUGUUUGUAUUUAUUUUAUAAUUAAAGUGAA